GGGUAAGAUGGCUGCAGUGCGUGUGCUGAGGACCUGGAGCCAGAAUGCUGGGCGGCUGAUUUGUGUUCGCUACUUUCAGACAUGUAUGAAUGUUCAUGUUUUGAAGCCAAAAUAUGUGUAUUUCUUUGGUUAUCCUUCAUUCAAGUAUAGUCAUCCACAUCAGUUGCUGAAAACAACUGCUGCUCUGCAAGGACAGAUUGUUCAAUUCAAACUCUCAGACAUCGGAGAAGGGAUUAGAGAAGUAACUAUUAAAGAAUGGUAUGUAAAAGAAGGAGAUACAGUGUCUCAGUUUGAUAGCAUCUGUGAAGUUCAAAGUGAUAAAGCUUCUGUUACUAUCACUAGUCGUUAUGAUGGAGUCAUUAAAAAACUGUAUUAUAAUCUAGACGAUAUUGCCUAUGUGGGAAAGCCAUUAGUAGACAUAGAAACGGAAGCUUUAAAAGAUUCAGAAGAAGAUGUGGUUGAAACUCCUGCUGUGUCACAUGAUGAACACACACACCAAGAGAUAAAGGGCCAAAAAACACUGGCAACUCCUGCAGUUCGCCGCCUAGCAAUGGAAAACAAUAUUAAGCUGAGUGAAGUUGUUGGCUCAGGAAAAGAUGGCAGAAUACUUAAAGAAGAUAUUCUCAACUAUUUGGAAAAGCAGACUGGAGCUAUAUUACCUCCUUCGCCAAAAGCUGAAAUAGUGCCACCUCCACCAAAACCAAAAGACAGAACUAUUCCUAUACCAAUAUCAAAACCUCCAGUAUUCACAGGCAAAGAUAAAACAGAACCCAUAAAAGGCUUUCACAAAGCAAUGGUCAAGACCAUGUCUGCAGCCCUGAAGAUACCUCACUUUGGAUAUUGUGAUGAAGUUGACCUUACUGAACUGGUUAAGUUAAGAGAAGAAUUAAAACCCAUUGCUUUUGCUCGUGGAAUUAAACUCACCUUUAUGCCCUUCUUCUUAAAGGCUGCUUCCUUGGGACUACUACAGUUUCCUAUCCUUAAUGCUUCUGUGGAUGAAAACUGCCAGAACAUAACUUAUAAGGCUUCUCACAACAUUGGGAUAGCAAUGGAUACUGAGCAGGGUUUGAUUGUCCCUAAUGUGAAAAACGUCCAGAUCUGCUCCAUAUUUGAGAUCGCCACUGAGUUGAACCGCCUUCAGAAAUUGGGCUCUGCAGGUCAGCUCAGUACCACUGAUCUUACAGGAGGAACAUUUACUCUUUCCAACAUUGGAUCAAUUGGUGGUACCUAUGCCAAACCAGUGAUACUGCCACCUGAAGUAGCAAUUGGGGCUCUUGGAUCAAUUAAGGCCCUUCCCCGAUUUAACCAGGAAGGAGAAGUAUAUAAAGCACAGAUAAUGAAUGUGAGCUGGUCAGCUGAUCACAGAAUUAUUGAUGGUGCUACAAUGUCACGCUUCUCUAAUCUGUGGAAAUCCUACUUAGAAAACCCAGCUUUUAUGCUACUUGAUCUGAAAUGAAGAUCGAUGGGAUAUUAUUGAACUUUUUGAGCUUCCAAAGAAUAUGUAGAGCCUAGCUGUGCAACACAUGUUCUUCAUCACAAUUUGUAUUAGAAAUGAUUUGUAUUGUAUAAUUAAGGUUCCAAGGCACAAUAUUUAUCUCUGUUCUGUUAGACAUUUUACUGAAAAUGAAUGAUGGUGUAAGAGUUCUCCUGGGGCUGUCACAUUUUAUAGGUCAUGGUAUCACUUCUUAAUAUGGUGUGAGGUCUUUGUGUCCAUGGGUUGAAACUAGCAAGAACAACAACAUUA
Messenger RNA from Odobenus rosmarus divergens (Pacific walrus), 1744 nucleotides. It is a transcript of the gene DBT, whose product is annotated as dihydrolipoamide branched chain transacylase E2. Gene Ontology annotation, cellular component: mitochondrion; cytoplasm. Gene Ontology annotation, molecular function: acetyltransferase activity; lipoic acid binding. Lineage: Eukaryota; Metazoa; Chordata; Mammalia; Carnivora; Odobenidae. Bases 8 to 1456 code for a protein of 482 amino acids. The transcript has 11 exons. The record is from RefSeq and is a predicted model, not a curated record.